Messenger RNA from Paramecium pentaurelia, 502 nucleotides. Lineage: Eukaryota; Ciliophora; Oligohymenophorea; Peniculida; Parameciidae. The record is from the annotation of a GenBank genome assembly.
AUGAAUUCCAAAACAAGGCAAAAUAUAACAGUGUUAACCAUAAUCAUUACUUCUGUGAUUGGUGGAUCCUUUUUAUAUUUGAGUUCAACAGAAAAACAUUUUGGUAACAAAAAUUAGAUCAUUUGAUUUAGAAAGUAGUGAUUGCGUUUUAUUAAGAACUUAUACCCAUUAUUUUGGAAUAUUUUGUAUUACAAUAACAGCUUUUUUAAUGUUAUUUUACAUAUAUCAUUAUAGAUUGUUCUUAUUAGCUUCAAUAGCCCUUAAAGAUCCAAAUUGUAUGACAGGAGUUGAUCAAAUUGAACUGAUUUCUGGAAUUAUUGGAAUAAUUUUUGCCCUUUUAAUUGCUGUACUUAAAUUAAAUUUAUUUUAGUAUGCACUUUACCUAAAUGAACCUUGUGGAAACUUAAGAAAGUUCACAAUCUUAUAUUUUAUAUUAGCAUCUAUAUUUUAUUGUUUAGGAUGCUGUGGAAUCUGUGCUGGAUUAGGAACAUUAGACUAAUGA